Molecule: messenger RNA, 1813 nt
Organism: Eruca vesicaria subsp. sativa (arugula)
Lineage: Eukaryota; Viridiplantae; Streptophyta; Magnoliopsida; Brassicales; Brassicaceae
Source: the annotation of a GenBank genome assembly
GCGGCUUUCUUAUAACACACAGACAUCGAGACAAGACAGAGAUAGAAAGAAAGUGGUCCACUAUCUCUCUCUCUCUACAUCAAAGAAGAAUAAGAAGACAAACCAGAGCAAAAAAGAGCCGUUGAAGCGUACAAUCUUUAAGGCAAUCUAAACCUGCAAAAGAGAGUAUCCCCUUUUCUCUUUUUCAAUCUCAACAUAAGAGGGAGAGCGAAAGACGAAGCUUUUGGGGUCAAUGGCUGGUUUAAACGACGACGUAUCAGUCGACAUUGAAGAGAUCUACAAUGGUGGCAAGGAGCAUCAUGUCAAAACUUGCCAUGGUUUAGUUUCAGUUGUUGUCUAUGGAGACCAAGAGAAACCAGCAUUGAUUACUUACCCAGAUGUAGCACUAAAUUACUUGUCUUGCUUCCAAGGAUUGUUUCUCUGCCCUGAAGCAGUGUCCUUGCUCCUCCAUAACUUUUGCAUCUACCAUAUUAGUCCCCCUGGACAUGAGUUUGGAGCUGCUCCAGUUUGUUCCAAUGAUCCUUCGCCUUCUGUUGAAGACCUCGCCGACCAGAUUCUUGAAGUAUUGAACUUCUUUAGCCUCGAGUCAGUAAUGUGCAUGGGGAUCACUGCUGGUGCCUACAUCCUUUCCUUAUUUGCUAUUAAACAUAAAGAUCGAGUUUUGGGUCUGAUUCUGAUAUCGCCUUUAUGCAAAGCACCCUCAUGGUCUGAAUGGUUUUAUUAUAAGGUAGUGUCAAACUUGUUGUACUAUUAUGGCAUGUCUGGAUUGUUAAAAGAUCGUUUCCUUCAGAGGUACUUCAGUAAGGAAGCUCGUGGUAGCUCUGAAGUUCCAGAGAGGGAUGUAGUACAUGAAUGCAGAAGGCUGCUUGGGGAAAGACACGGUGUUAGCCUUAGGAGGUUUCUGGAAGCAAUCAACAGGAGACAUGACAUAACUGAUGGCUUGAGGAGUUUGAAAUGCCGUACGCUCAUAUUUGUUGGCGACCAAUCUCCUUUCCACUCUGAAACUCUUCACAUGGUGGCUGCAUUAGACAGAAAAUACAGCGCCUUGGUUGAGGUGCAAGCUUGUGGAUCAAUGGUGACAGAAGAGCAACCACAUGCGAUGUUGAUACCAAUGGAGUUCUUUUUGAUGGGGUUUGGUUUGUAUCGGCCUGGUCGGGUUAGCGAUAGUCCUACGAGUCCACUAAGUCCGUCGUGUAUUUCGCCUGAGCUUCUCUCUCCGGAGAGUCUUGGUUUGAAGCUGAAGCCAAUAAAGACACGGGUUACCACGAAAUGUUAAAGAAACAUUGGUUCAUUUUUUUCUUAUUUCUUUCAUAUUCUUUAAUUAAAUUGUAUUUGUUGUUGUACUCUAUAUGUAGUUGAUUAACUCGAAAAACACUUUAUGUAAGAGAUGAGAUGCUAGUUUAAUGGGUUGGUAUCAUUACAAAACGUUGAAGAUUUUGUUUCUAAAUCUGUUACAGAACAUGUAAGAUGAGAACAAACUAUGAAAACCAGCAUUUCCUACCUUUUUACCCAAAAAAGAAUCCCAAAACAAUAUAGAGAAGGAUGAAGCAAAGUUACAAGUCUGUCGUAGUUAUCUUCGAGAUUUUAUACAGUUUCUUCUUCGGUUCACUCCUGAUCUCUCAGAAACAUCUAUACACAUACGGAACACAAUCGAGGGUAUUGCCCUUUGCCUAGCUUUGAGAUCGAAUGUGGCUUUGAUGUUGUCGUGUGCUGUUAUACUGAAAUAUCAUCAAGAAUCGUGAAGAGAACCUUGGAUCAUUAUUGAUAUACGCUUUGCACUCUCCGAAUGAUACAAAUCCCCUUUAAGACCAAU